This is a messenger RNA of Paramuricea clavata, 2533 nucleotides long. Lineage: Eukaryota; Metazoa; Cnidaria; Anthozoa; Malacalcyonacea; Plexauridae. The record is from the annotation of a GenBank genome assembly.
ACUAGUGGCUAGACCUGUAGUAAAUCACGCAAUGGGGUAUGUAAAAAUGUCCGGACAAAUGGAAGGGAUAAACAUACUAACCGAAUGUAAGCUCUCCACAACACGAACAAUAUCUGAGAAUAUUAAAAUGGCUUCCUUUUCGUUCAAUUUUUUCUCUCUGAUCACAUAAUGUUGUAGAUUAAUCAAGUCGGCCGUGGUGUCGCUGAAUUCAUGAGGGCAUAAACAGUCUAGAAUGAGACACACUCGUUUUCUAACCCUUUCAGUUCUACCAGCACUCGAAUCACGAUCGGAAAUUUCCUCUGUGAAUUCGUCUUGAAAUAAGCCAUGAUGAUGCACGACUCCGUCUUGAUUAUGUAGCAAUGAAAGUAAUGAAUAUUCUGUAUGCAACAACAUUUUGCCUUGUUUAUCGUCCUGUGUUUCACGACCCGGCUCUUCGACUGUUAACAUUUUUAAGCAAUAAAAGUCAUCAGUACCGUCUCGUUUUGCCAAACAUUGCACUAUACUUCGAACAGGAGAAUUGCCAAGCCUUGGUCCUAACAGAAAAUAGCCAGCGCGUUUUAAAGAACAUCGUUUAACGCUACAGUCACGUCGUGGUAAUUUUGCUCGACUAAAUUCCGCGUUCGAUGUGGUAGAUUUACGUUUUGAUGUUAGUCCAUUCGAAGGCCCUGCUUGUGCCAUCUCGCCUCGAAUAUUCCUGUGUGAAAGGCAUCAGAAGUUAAACAAUAAACGGAACCUAAAACAUUCGCAAGCCAUACAAUCGACACGUAAUCUGUGAAACGGAAAUUUCAAAGUGAUUUAUAAACCAUAGUUUAAAUGCCCCCAUAUUUCCCUCUGGGGAAAUGACUUUUGUUGUUGAGGAUGCGUGCGCAUGCAAAAUCUGAGUGAAAUUGACAAGUGAAAUGGACAACUUGUGACGAAAGCAGAAACGUAUACGAAAAUAGAACCCAAUUAGAAUAUUAUUUUGCUACAAAUACAAAAAUCUCAUGAAACGCGGUCAGAGAAUCUAAAAAUGACUUUACUUACUUUAGACGAGGAAGAUCACACAAAAUGUUCGAGUAUAAAUGAUGCAUCGUGAUUCAAUACUGACAUUUUCCACUAGUCUUCACUAUCAAUGAUCUUGCAGCCAUCUUGCGGGUCUAUGCGGACAAUCUCAAGCUAAAGUGACCGACUCGCGUCAGUGUAUAGAAAGCGCGAUGAACUGUUAUUAUUUCUCACUUCCCGUGAUCACGAGUGUUUCUAUGGUUACAAUAGAAGCAGAAAGAGUUUGGCAUUCCAAAACACGAGGUUGCUUCUUAAGAAUUGCACGUGCGGAAAGAAAAGUCGAAUCCCUGUCGUGUGGAACAAUUAGAACAAAGAAGAUAGGAGUAAACGUAUAAACGUGGUUUGAUAUUCGAGCCAAAGCUUGUACAUCUAGUGGAUUGUUUUUUGUAUGAAAUAUAUUUGAAUUUAUUGGAAAUAUUCCCACUGACAACCUGGUAUGAUUUACGUAACCAUGGACGCAAUAGCCUUUUAAUCUGAUACUAUAUAUACUAGUGUAAUUGCUUAAUGUGUAUAAUUGAAUUCUCUAAUACUUUAAUGAGAUCAUCCAAUUUAAAUCGAAACAGUUAGGAAUUGAAAAUCGUAAUAAUUUGCAGAAUUGUUAUGAAAUAAUAGAACUUUGACUACUUCUGAUUCUAGAAAAGUUCUUAGUUUCUGUGAUCUUGAUGCUCCCAAAGCAUAGGAGUGAAUGUGAUUUGGAGCGACCAUUCCAAAGAGCAUAUUUCGAAAAUGAAUUUGGAAGCAAAUCUAUUGGAGAGCCUAGCUGGAAGCCUCAUGUUAGAAAUGCUUUAGACCAUCCUGACUGUCAGGUACAUUCAACCAAGUAAGUUAACUUGUGUGUUCAUGAUUUGUGUAGGUAACUGUGAAAUCAUGCAACUUUUAUUUGUACUGUUUUAAAGAGGUGGAAAUGGUCUGGACUGGUUCUCAAGUAUAAGAUGUCCUCAUGGCCUUCAACAGAUCAAACCAAUCCAAAGUCAAUCACACAAAAAAAGAAAUGAAUUGAAGACAUCCAAUCUGUUGCAAGGUAAUCCAGUAAUAGCAUCAGGGCGUAUUGCCUGCAAGACUAAAAUCCUACAGGGCUCCUAGUGCUAUUUCAUUGGAACUACUGGGAAUUUCAUUUUGAAAUAAUAUUUUUGUAAACAGUAGAACAAACAACCAAAGAAGAUCAAGCCAAAACUCAGGCACCAGGUGCAUUAGAACAUGAUGAAACAGAGGAUUUUACCAGAGUUUGGGAAUUAACUUUGGAGAAAAGUAUGGGACAGAAAAAGAAAUGUAUGAAAUUGAAUUGAUAACAAAUCAUUAAAAUUAUUUUAUGCCAAUGCUCUCUCUAUUUGUAAAUGAAAAGUUGGUUAUGGAUAUUUAAACCUUUUCAGCUUGGGAUUGUAGAAAUGGCAUAAAGGAGAGAGCACCAGGAGACAAGGGCUACCAUGUGCCAGAGUGUGAAACAAGAUUUCACAACCAUGGAAGCACACUGCCUUCAGCUAGUUUUGGGUAG